Ostertagia ostertagi is the source of this 342-nucleotide messenger RNA. NCBI's taxonomy places the organism in Eukaryota, Metazoa, Nematoda, Chromadorea, Rhabditida, Trichostrongylidae. The record is from the annotation of a GenBank genome assembly.
GGACAGAAGCGAGCUGUUCACUGGUCGUGUCGAAGAACGGUCACCUCUUCUAUCUAUAAAGUUGCCCGAGAAGUUCCUAAGGAAGCAUUACUCCUCGAAACUCAAUCUGGAUUUCAACGUGAACAGAUUAGUGAAUACAAAGGACGUCGGUAUGACACUGAUGGACCUAGCUACCAUGGGCUUUGAAACUACUCCAACGAUUGAGCAGGAAGAGACACUCCAAGGAGCUUCAUUCCUGAGAGCUGCGCAUGCAGUUUAUCGUUCAUGCGAUGACGCCAACAUUCCUCCACAUUCAUGUCUUUGCAUGGAUGAGAAGACUCUGCUGUCCGAGCAGUACACCAA